AUGCUUUUUUUGACCCUGCUACUGGCACUGGUGUGCCCCGCAUUGGCCAAGAGACAGCUUUUCUCGACUUCGUUGGUCACGUGCAUGGAAAACACGAAGAUUGUUCCGCAUUACUUCAAAGUGACUUUCGACCCAGAUAAGCGGUCCUUAAAGUACGAUAUCUCGAUCACGACGGAGGUGUCCGGGUACAUCUACGCGUACGUGGACGUGUACGCGUACGGAAUCGACGUGAUCCAGGAGGAGUUGAACUUCUGCUCGAUCGGAUGGAAGCAGUUUUGCCCGAUGUUCACAGGAUCCAUGGAAGUGGAGUCUGUGGAGUAUAUCGACAAGAAAUACGUGGAUAUGAUCCCCGGGAUCGCGUUCACGUUCCCGGACCUCGAUGCAGUGGCCCGUAUCAUCAUCGUUAACAGCAAAAACGAGCCUGUGGGCUGUCUUCAGAGCUCAUUCUCGAACGGCCGCACAGUUUCCCAUAUUGGUGCGAAAUGGGCCACUGCAGUGGUUGCAGGCAUCGGGUUGCUAAUCUCGAGUGUGCUUUCCCUCUUUGGCAACUCGGCCUCGGCCUCCCGGAUGUCGGCAAUGUCACUAACGAUGUUCACAUACUUCCAGAGCGUGAUUAUCAUCUCGAUGCUUCACGUGCAGAAAAUCCCCCCUAUAGCAGGUGCGUGGUCGGAGAACUUGGCAUGGUCGAUGGGGCUCAUCGAGACCAGCUUCAUGCAGAAGAUCUUCCGCUGGUACGUGCAGGCCACCGGCGGAACCCCGACGCAGUACCUCACAUCAACCACACUUUCACUCUUGGCACAACGGUCCUUGGAUUUCGGCGUUGACGUCAUGAACAACGGCUUGUGGUCGGCUGUCUCGACGCUCGUGACCGGUGGCUCCAGUUUGGCCCGCCGAGCCACCCAGCCCGACAGUUCGAACUUCAUCAACAUGGACGAUGUCGAGGGAAGCAAGUUUCUCAAGAUAUUGCGUGGAAUGAUCCGUGUCGGCUACAAGGCGGGCAUAGAGCCCACGUCGAUCGUCUGCACCGGCUUCACCUUCUUCAUCAUCUUCCUCUACGUCCUAGUCGCGGGCUUCCUCGUGUUCCGGUUGGCGUGCAGGGGGAGACGCGGUCGACGCGACGGUACCGAGUCGAUCGACGCACCAAUCGACCAAAAGCGUCCCUCGCUCUUCCGCCGCUCCGUCGCCCCCGACUACGCCUGGAACACCACGCUCAAGGGCACCUUGUUGCGGUACAUCUACAUUGGUUUCCCCCAGCUUGUCAUCCUCUCUCUCUGGGAGUUCACUCAGGUCGAUUCGCCAGCAGUUGUCGUGAUUGCCGUUUUUUUCCUACUUUUGGCCUUGUCGACGAUGGGGUACUCGUGCUACAAAGUGAUCAAGUUCGGCCGGCAGUCGGUUGCGGAGCACAACAACGCUGCAGCGAUCUUGUAUGGGGAGUCACGCAUCCUCGGAAAGUACGGAUUCCUAUACACGAUGCUAGAUGCACAGAAGUACUGGUUUGCGGGAGUGAUGCUACUGUACUGGCUCGUGAAGUUCAUCUUUGUGUCCUUGUGCCAGGGCUCGGGCAAGACCCAGGCACUCGUGAUCUUCGUGCUCGAUUUGGCCUACACGAUAUACACGGGAAUCCAGAAACCGUAUCUUGACAAGCCGACAAACGUGAUGAACAUCUGCAUCAGCAGUGUCAACACGGUCAACUCGUUGUUCUUCACCUUCUUCUCUGGACUAUUCCACACCCCCUCUGCCGUUGCCGCCAUUAUGGGACUCGUGUUCUUCUUCCUAAAUGCCGCAUUCAGCCUCCUCUUGCUCAUCUACAUCCUCUUUUUCGCCUGUGUCGUGGUUUUCUCGAAAAACCCAGAUGCCAAGUUUUCGCCCGCAAAGGACGACCGGGCCUCUUUCCGUAAGAAGCAUCAGUCUCUAUACAACGGUCCGGAUGGUGCCGAAGAGUUGUUGGACUUGGGCCAGGUCGCUCAGGGUCACAAUGCCAAUUGGGCCUCUGAAAUGUACAAGUUGAAGAAUCUCGUCGAUUCGUCCAACUCUGCCUCAGAGGUCAAAGAUGAGGGUUCCGAGCUUGUUGCCGAUGAGGCCGACAAGCCAAAGAGGUCCGGCAGCAGGCUUGGGCUCAAGAUUAAGGACACGCUUCACCGGGGGAAGAGUCUUCUCUCGAGAAAAGGUACAACACGGAAAAACAAGAAACAGGAGGCGGAUGAUUUGCCUCUCACGUCCAAUUCCCCGACAAGCAAGGGGUCUGGCCACGAUACAAUCGGCGAUCUGCAACCUCCAGACCGCUUUGUGAAGUCCGACUCCGGCCACGUGUCCAUUCCUUCAAGUAGCAGCAAUUAUGGCUUGCACCAGAGGUUGACCAGUGUUGAUGGAAGUGUGGACACCAGUCUUUACACCAAUGAGGCCACCCAACCUGCAAAUCUAUACAAGACGAACGGGUCCUACGGCCAUUAUUGA
Brettanomyces bruxellensis is the source of this 2454-nucleotide messenger RNA. RefSeq lists its product as uncharacterized. The coding region runs from base 1 to 2454 and encodes 817 amino acids. The transcript has a single exon. The record is from RefSeq and is a predicted model, not a curated record. Gene Ontology annotation, biological process: transmembrane transport; fungal-type cell wall biogenesis. Lineage: Eukaryota; Fungi; Ascomycota; Pichiomycetes; Pichiales; Pichiaceae.